Messenger RNA from Boleophthalmus pectinirostris (great blue-spotted mudskipper), 3530 nucleotides. It is a transcript of the gene cbfa2t2, whose product is annotated as CBFA2/RUNX1 partner transcriptional co-repressor 2. Gene Ontology annotation, molecular function: transcription corepressor activity. The record is from RefSeq and is a predicted model, not a curated record. Lineage: Eukaryota; Metazoa; Chordata; Actinopteri; Gobiiformes; Gobiidae. Gene Ontology annotation, biological process: DNA-templated transcription; negative regulation of DNA-templated transcription. Gene Ontology annotation, cellular component: nucleus.
CAAGCGACGAGAGAGGAUGCGAGUCUAGAGAGAGAGAGAGAUAAGAAAGCGAAGAAAGAAGCAGUGGAAAAGCAAGCAAGAAGUCGUUUUUUUUUGGUCAAGGACUGUCAGAAAUCGAAACGAGAUUGUGUGGUGCGUAGACGUAGCGCGGAUCGGGUUAUCUGUCCUCCUCCAUCUGGGUGCCAUCUGCGUCUCUGGCUCGGGCUCUAGCCGCACUGGAGCGCGCAUAUGUGGGAAUGCAAACACAUGCCUGACAUAUGAAGGCGUGGAGUCACAAAAAGGAACAGGAUAAGAAAGCACAAGCCGACCACCGCAGCUGUUUUUCACCCAGGACUAAAGAGUGGACUCUACUAGAGAGAAGACCUCCGAGAGACGAAGAGCCCUGCCAUGCCCGGUUCGCCUGUGGAUGCUAAGACUCAUUCCAGAUCAGCCCCCAGCCUCAGUGCCAGCUCCAGCAUGCCCCCCCUGCCCUCCGUCAACCCCAGUGGCCCCCGCCCGGCCUCCUUCUCCACCACAGCGUUGACUAAUGGAAACCACCACUCCCCGCCAACCCUGAACGCGGUGCCGUCUCCACCUCAGCGCUAUAGCAACGGUCCAUCCUCUUCCUCUUCCUCGUCACUGGCCAACCAGCAGCUGCCUGCCACCUGCGGGGCGCGCCAGCUGAGCAAACUUAAGCGCUUCCUGACCACGCUGCAGCAGUUUGGCAACGACAUCUCCCCCGAGAUCGGAGACAGUGUCCGCAGCCUCGUCCUGGCCCUCGUGAAUUCAACAGUGACCAUUGAAGAGUUCCAUUCGAGACUCCAGGAGGCCACAAACUUCCCCUUAAGACCAUUCGUUAUCCCUUUUCUCAAGGCCAAUCUCCCAUUGCUUCAGAGAGAGCUGCUCCACUGUGCACGUGCAGCCAAACAAACCCCAGCCCAGUACCUGUCCCAGCAUGAGCACAUCCUCCUCAGCACCACCCUGGCCUCCUCUCCAGACUCCUCCGAGCUGCUGAUGGAGCCGCCAGAGCCUGCGCCCAAAAGACCCAGCCCCAGCAGAGUCAAAGAAAACGGUUUCCACGAGCGACCGCCCCCGUCCUCGCUGGAGCCCGCCGCCAAGCGCAUCUGCACCAUCAGCCCCGCUCCCCGGCACAGCCCUGCCCACCCACUGCCCCUCAGCUCCCAGCUCCACCCCACCCCCCCCACCCCUCAGCACUACGCCCUGGACGACAUCGCAGCUCCACACAUCCUCCACCGCGAGCACAGCCAGCGCAUGCUCGAGACCAGGGACCUCAAGGAUCGACCCAGACUGCCUGGCACAAACGGAGCCUACCGCGAGGAGCCAGUGGACCACCGGCUGACAGACCGCGAGUGGGCAGACGAGUGGAGACAUCUGGAUCAUGUGUUGAACUGCAUAGUAGACAUGGUGGAGAAGACGAGACGGUCAGUAGCUGUUCUGAGGAGGUGUCAGGAGUCAGACCGCGAGGAGCUGAACUACUGGAGGAGGAGGUCCAGCGAGCAGGAAGAUCCCCGGAAAGGUGGCUCAGGAUCGGCCCCCUUCUCCAAAGCACACAGCCCCCACACAGACUCUGAUUCGCAGCGUGAUUUGCUCACUCCGCGUCAAGGCUCGGCGUACGUCACCGAUGAGAUAUGGCGGAAAGCUGAAGAGGCAGUCAAUGAGGUGAAACGCCAGGCUAUGGAUGAGGUGCAGAAGGCGGUAGCAGAGGCCGAACAGAAAGCUUUUGAGAUGAUUGCAUCCGAACGGGCAAAGAUGGAGAAGACCCUAGCCGAGGCCAAGAGGAAAGCCCAAGAGGAUGCCAUUUUGGUCAUCAACGAACAAGAAGACUCCAGCGAGUGUUGCUGGAACUGUGGAAGGAAAGCCAGCGAGACGUGCAGCGGGUGCAACGCGGCGAGGUACUGUGGCUCCUUCUGCCAGCACAAGGACUGGGAGAGACACCACCUCAUCUGCAGCCCGGGCCUCCAAGCUCAGCCCAAAACCCUCUCCGCCAUCUCCACCACCACCAGCAGCAGCAGGGCGGCGUCGGUCUGCACCUCCGCCCCCCUCAGCAUCUCCGCGGUCAAAACUCUCGACAGCGCCCCCGCCGCAUCGCCAGUGGCAGAGAAGUCAUCUGUCACUUCCAGAUCUUCCACCCCCUCCACCCCAGCGUCCAACACCGAGACGAACGGACACUAAAAAUGACAGAUGAGCGCCCGUUUUUUAAUUUUUUUUCAAACGUGGAAGCUAUGAAUCAGCAAGGACAUGGAAGAAUUUGCGGGUGAAGUUGGGAUACCAGAUAAGUUUCCGCAAACUCCUUGGCAGAUUUUAAAAGAGACGCUUUUGAGGACUGUUUGAGUGAUAUGUCAACUGGGACUACUCCGGGAUUUUGGCAUCGAUUUCAUCCAUUGGACGAGCAGAUCUCAGUAGCAGAUGGAAACGUGCUUGUUAUCGUCCCCCAAAAAAUAACUUUGAAAAAUACCAGGAGGGUGGAAAAUUCGGAUCUAUCUUUUUGACUGUGAAAGGAUGGCAUAUUGAAAAAGACAUUUCGAAAGACCAAUAUUUUUAAUUGUGCAUAAUUUUAAGCUAAAGAGGUGACAAUGGUUCAUUUAAAGGUGCAAUAUGUAGCUUUUCUGAUGGAGGGUCUGCUACUUCCUUGUCUCUAUGGUGAAUGUUCCACAGUAUGGUAUUAAACAUAUCUAUAUUGCAUUUUUCCCAGGCCCGUCAACAGAAAUUUGGGGGCCUGGGGCAAAAAAAUCCUCAAAAUCUAAUAUAAUUCUUAGCCCCUGAUAUGUUUUAUUACAGAUUUUUUUUUUUAUUGCAAAAAAAAAUCUUGAAAAACAUACAUUCUUACUAUGAGUGGGCUCACCUCUCCACAGAUUUGCCUUGUAAUUUGGCUGUAGAUGAAAAUGAAGUUAAUGUCAUAUUUUAGAACAUUAAAAUAACAAGAACAUGGCAGACCUCCCAACCAGAAAAGACCCAUAGUGCGUCUUUAAAAAGUGUAAUUAUACCAGACAUAAGCAUCUGUCCUUGUAUGUAUAUUUGCUUGCCAUUACUUCCAUUAUUGUGUGUCCGUGGAUAUUGUUAAGUAUAUGAUUACUUAUGUCGAAGCAAUAUUACGACUAGAAAAAAUUUCAGGUUCAUGACGAUAUUUUGACAAUUUUCUUUUUUUUUUUUUCCUGCAUCACCAAAGUUUGAAUUGUAAUUUCCAAAAUGUAUAGUUGUGUUCUGUCACCAAAAACAUAGUAAUCGAAUAGACACAUUUACAAAGAUGCAGUUUUACAAGGGUUUAUAACAGGGUUUCUCCCAAUACAAAAUCUCAGGAGCAAGAUAAUGUAUUUGUACAGCUCAUUUUUAUCCUCAUUGGAUCUAUGUUGAAAUGUUUAGUGAUUUUUCUGCUGUUCCACUGUUCUCGUUUUUCCAUUGUUGUAUUGUAUAUUGACUUUGUACAAAUUCUAUGAGAGAAUGCCUUUAUUUUGUGAGCCACAGUCCCCCUUUCUUGUUCAUUCAAUACACUCUUUUGUUAUGAGGCGUAACUUCAUAUUAAAAGAUGUCUU